UCAACCAACGGGCGUCACGGAUAUUAUCCGGCUAAUUUACAUACUCAACGCCGCCCAGGGGGACGAACAUGUUAAUCCUACAUCGAUUGAAAGCUAACCGAAGGGUGGAGAGAAAAAAACAGCUGAAAGAAAGUUUAGACAAGAGAGGGUUGUUUUAAACAGGGGGAAGUGUUUCGACUGAAACGCGGAGACGCUUGUCGGGCUUUUCGCCCCACUUUUGAAAUACGACAUGGACGCUUUGAAAUCCGCUGGAAGGGCAAUUAUACGAAGCCCCAGUAUCGCCAAACAAUCCUGGGGUGCGGGCAGACACAGAAAGCUUCCUGAAAACUGGACGGACACGAGGGAGACCCUCCUGGAGGGCAUGGUGUUCCAGCUUAAGUAUCUGGGAGUGACGAUGGUUGAGCAGCCCAAAGGAGAGGAACUGUCUGCAGCUGCUGUCAAGAGGAUAGUGGCCACAGCUAAAGCCAGUGGAAAAAAACUCCAGAAAGUCACAUUAACAGUUUCACCCAGAGGAAUCAUUCUUUAUGACAGUGCCUCCAACCAGCUGAUAGAAAACAUCUCUAUUUACAGAAUAUCAUAUUGUACAGCAGACAAGAUGCAUGACAAAGUGUUUGCCUACAUUGUCCAGAGCCAGCACAAUGAGACCCUGGAGUGCCAUGCCUUCCUCUGCACAAAGAGAAAAAUGGCCCAGGCUGUAACCCUCACAGUGGCUCAGGCUUUCAGAGUGGCAUUUGAAUUCUGGCAGGCUGCCAAGGAAGAGAAAGAGAAGCGGGUGAAGUCUGGUUCAGAGGGAGAAGGUGCCAGUAACUCUCAGUCGGACAGUUCUGCCAGCUUGGGUAGCGUGAAAGGAGGAGAGGUAGCAACAGGAGAACUUCUGGAUUUGGCAGAGGGAGCAAAUGCGGUACUGUCCAACUCAGGAACAAAACAGACUGAAUCUGAUCCCUUUUUGGUGCAUAAUCACUCAACAGAGAACAACAAUAUUGUAUGGGAGUUGGAGGAUGGUCUGGACGAAGCUUUCUCAAGACUCGCUGAGUCUCGCACUAACCCCCAGGUCCUGGACAUUGGGGUAAACCCUCAGGAUUUCAACACUGAAGAGUGCCUGUCCCCAGGCAAAUGGGACCAAGACGAAGCAGACUUCGCUGCACAAAAAGACUCUUUGGGGUUCUGAUGUGAAGCCUCUGCUAUGAAGGAAAACCAGGGAAACUGAGGAGAAAUAGUGGUAAAACAUUGGUGGAAACUGAAGUGACAAAACCGAAAUUGUGACAUCAGUGUGUCUCCAUCCCUCUCCAAGUGCUGCCAAGUCCUCUCAGUGAGGCAGACAAGUAAGUUUUUGAUGCUUCUGCAUCGACACGACCAGAGAAGGACAAUACGAGCAGGGUGCUCACAGAACAAGCCAAAGCAAUACAAACCAACGUAUCCCUGAAAAUGCAGUCAUUUAAUGUUUGUUACAGUCAGCGUAUUACUUCCUUUGUUUUUUCAGUUUACCUAUUUGUAAUUUGUACCCGUUUAUAAUUUGUCUGUGGGAAUGGCAUGGUGUGUGAGUCAGUGAGUGUAUGGUAUAAAUGUACAAACUGAGGAGUGUGGGUUGAGUGGAUUUUUGGCGCAUAUGAGUCUUUAAGGUUAAGGUCUACAAUGAUGCUUAUAUGCAGAUAUUUGAAUUAAAGAGAUGGAGAUGGAUUACUGUAACACAGUGAACGGCUUCCAAGAAACCAGUUCAAGCAUUUGGCAAAAAAAUCAAGUUAAUAUCUGUCAAGAACUUAGCCUUUUGUUGGCUACAAAAGCUUUAUAAAUAAUUUGUUUGUAAGUCAGAGUGUUUGUGUGAGAAAAUGGAUAAUAAUAUAAUGACAAUCUUGUUUUUUUACGACACAAAAUCUAUUUUUGCACCCAGCAUUCAUCCUUUAAAAAGCACAUAUUUCAUGUAAGGGAACUUAAUUUCAGUAAGCAUCAGACAAAUUAUUCAGGCUACUAUACAGUGCUCUUGAAGUCCAAGGGGAUGAGUAUGUUUAGGGCACUUUACAAUUGUGAGUUUGUUAAUAUUGUAACAUUAACUUUUAGUUAACUAGGUUUUCCGUGGAUGGUUCCCAGUGUUAUUUUUGGCAUCUGUUCAUAUAUGAAUUUAAUUUAAUUCAUUAAUUUACAUAAAUUGCAGUUAAAGCCAAAAUGUGUUUGUGUCAUUUGUUAAAGAACUGCUCCACAUUUACGGCAGCUGGGCAGUUGGUGUAUUUUCUGGCAGUUCCCUGUUCUGGUUGAAACCAGCCUCAAAAAUCCAUGGAUACUCUUGUUAUUCUUUUUUUUUUUUUUUUUUUAAGAAAAUGGAAAAAAUUAGCAGUUUUCUUAUUUUUU
Messenger RNA from Cheilinus undulatus (humphead wrasse), 2343 nucleotides. RefSeq names its product low density lipoprotein receptor adaptor protein 1b (gene ldlrap1b). Bases 230 to 1168 code for a protein of 312 amino acids. NCBI's taxonomy places the organism in Eukaryota, Metazoa, Chordata, Actinopteri, Labriformes, Labridae. The record is from RefSeq and is a predicted model, not a curated record. Gene Ontology annotation, cellular component: early endosome. The transcript is spliced from 9 exons.